Messenger RNA from Cricetulus griseus (Chinese hamster), 8237 nucleotides. Lineage: Eukaryota; Metazoa; Chordata; Mammalia; Rodentia; Cricetidae. The record is from RefSeq and is a predicted model, not a curated record.
UACUGGAUGAAUGAAUACACCUCAUCUAUUGGAAUUGGAGUUUUUCAUUCUGGAAUUGAAGUCUAUGGCAGAGAAUUUGCUUAUGGAGGCCAUCCUUAUCCUUUUUCUGGAAUAUUUGAAAUUUCCCCAGGAAAUGCUUCUGAACUAGGAGAAACAUUUAAAUUUAAAGAAGCUGUUGUUUUAGGGAGUACGGACUUUUUAGAAGAUGAUAUAGAAAAAAUUGUAGAAGAACUGGGAAAAGAGUAUAAAGGCAAUGCCUAUCAUUUGAUGCACAAAAACUGCAAUCACUUUUCUUCAGCUUUAUCAGAGAUUCUUUGUGGGAAAGAGAUUCCUCGCUGGAUCAACCGACUGGCCUACUUCAGCUCCUGUAUACCCUUCCUACAGAGCUGCCUCCCAAAGGAGUGGCUCACUCCAGCCGCACUGCAGUCUAGUGUCAGCCAAGAGCUCCAGGAUGAGCUGGAAGAAGCAGAGGACGCAGCCGCAUCCGCAGCCAUGGCAAGUCCUGCAGCUGCUGCCAGAACUGGGCGUCACACUAAACUAUGAGCAUCUCCAAAGUCACACCUUCAGAACUGUCUCUGAAUAGUACUAGAGAAAAGAAAAUAGAGUAAAUGUCCUUUGGAUAUUUUGUAUGCAAAGAUGGCUCUCCCCCAAAUCCCAGUUUUUCAGCUCAGGAUUAUAUUUGUAAUCAAAAACAAAAACAAAAAAAAAAAAAGAAGAAGAAGAAGAAAAUUCACUUGGCGCAGGAGGGAAAACUUUAUAUGAAGCUGCCCUCUUUUUUUUUUUUUUUUUUUUUUUUUUUUUUUUUUUUUUUUGUAAAUUUGGAUUCACUUCCUGUGUUUUAUAUGAGCUCUGUUAAAUUACGUUUACAGUAUUUUGUAUCACUGUUUACAAGUCUUGCAUGGACUUCUACCACCAUGAAAGAAGAAAAUCUUCAUCUUCAAAAGUUAGGCAGGUCAUCUUUAUAUACAUCCUGAAAAUUGCCAGAGCUCCAGCAUAAAAAGUAGGCACAUGAAGAGGUAAUUACAGAGUUAUGAUUCCCAUCACCUGCUUAAGAGCUGUGCAUUAGAUUUGUAUUUGUUUGGUUACCAUUUCUGGCCCCAGAUACAGGGAUCCAAACCGGCUUGGCAUGAAGGAGCGCACAAACAGCCCGAGGGCUUGGGGCCCUGGGUCAGUUCCUCUCCACUCCCUUCCGAUUCUAAGUAGCACAUUUUCCUAGGUGCCCGUGGAGCCACUGGUUUCAUCCCAAAUAUGCCCCCCUCAGCAGGGUGGUGCUCUUGUAUCUGCCUGGCUUCAUGCCUCAAUUCUAUAGUGAAGAUGUUUUCAUGGAAGUUAUUCUUAUAACUGACAAGUGUUUUUGCACAUGUGUUGGGGCAGGGGCUUCAUUUUUAUUUGAAUAUAUACUAAACUCCUCCCUGCACAGGAUGUUUUUGGUGGGGUAGGAGUGUCCUAACCUAGCUUCCUGAGCAGCAGUACAAACUGACAGUAAACUGCUUUUUUAACUAGCCAGGCUACCUUUUGUACUAGACGUUGAAAACUAGAGUCUAAAGAAACACCCCCCCAAAGGUAAUUCUUUAAUGUUUAAUACUUUGUGUACACCAUAUCAGAAAUGGUUUAUUGGAGUUUAUUAGUUCAUGAUGAGAGUAGUUUCGCCUCAUAAUAGAAAUUCUAUUUUCACUGAUCUCCCGUUGGAAAAUCAUAUUUUUGUGUGUCUGAUUCAUCUUUUUAUGUUCUCAAAUGUGUGUCUCUUACAUAACAUAAUCUUAGGAAUGAAGUUUUCGAUACAGCUAAGUCUUCUUUAGUAAGAAAGUUGUCUGCUAGAGUCUACCCCCAGGUGACCCUUGGAUGUAAGAACCAAUCAUUUCAUUGUCACAAUCAAUGUUCUGCCUUAAGAGUGAGUGUCCUGUGUAAAGUAGUGGGUGCAGCAUAGAAACAUCCAAGGUACUGACUGCAGCUUACAUACUUCAUUAGUAUGAAAGUCACAGUUCUCUAUGCGAAGAUACAUAUCUUUAAGUAAAUUACGUCUUUAACUUUUCCAUGAGCUGAUUUUGAUUGAUACUUAACGUAAGCACACCCUCCUUAGGGACAGUAAACCUUGGGUUAUAAACACUGGCCUGAGGAAAAUGAAGCCACUUUGUGCUGUUUGACUGUUCUGUUUCCAGAGAGGAAAGCCGUUGCAAGUUACUCUGCUCCAUUGGGGGGGGGGGGGGGGGGAGGCAGAGCCUUUGUAUCAGGAACCGUGAAGCAAGACAGAAUAUUCGGUCUUUACAAAGAGUUGACUUGGUUCAGGUCUGAAAAUGAGACUUAGGACAAAACACUAAUGCUCUCCAGGAGGUUGUUCUCUAAAAGAAGAGCCCUAGCCCUCAAGCCUAGUUUAGUAGGAAAUGCUUGGUGCAGUUGACUUGGGUUUUUUUUGUUUUUGUUUUUAAUUAAUAACAUGGAUGGAAGUAUUUCUAAGUCAUUGAGAUAUAAAUGUUUUGAAUCUGCUAUUGACCCAAGAGAAAAAUGGCCCCUCAGACAUGUCUGGGUAAAUAGCUAGAAACAGCUCCUCUGCUCACGCAGAUCUCAGCAGCUCAAUACACAAGCGACUUGCUGUUCUCACGUCUAUCUGUAGUGUUUGAAGAUUGAAGUAUAUAAAGAUCUGGGAAAAUAACAGUGCCCGCACCAGUUCUCGGAAAGUCAGCAAAUCAAAUUCUGGACAUGAGAUUCCUUGCAGUCUAGUGUACUUGAGGUUGAAAGAGAAAGAAAAUCUCAUUUAGUGAGGACCUUCUCUACAGUGCAAAUUAAGAAUGGGUUUAAUUAAUUUUGCUUUUCUUGCCCUUGGAAGAAAGCAAUUUUGUUCUGAACCAGAACUCAUAAGAAGAAAAUUCCAAGUCAAAACUCUGGUAAUGAAUACAUGGAGUCGGACACAGCGUCUUUAGUUGUAACCAGGUGAAACCAUUUCUCCUGGUAGGUUGAACGGUAACAGCAGUAACAGAUCAGACAGCUGGUUUCUGGUACUCAUUUUAAAUAUGCUUGGAUUUUUAACCCUCACUGGGACAUCAGCUUUAGAAGUGUAACACAGGGCUGUAGAGGUGGUGAUUGUCCUAGAACACCUCCAGGCCUGAACUCCAGCCAACUAUUGCUCUGACUCACAGCAAUAGCAACCUACCCAUCACCAGCAUCUUACAGAGCAGGGAUUCCAGGGUUAGUCCAUUGAUAGCGUUGUGUGUGUGUGGAGACUAGGCACCACAGACAGCUGCAGAACUCUGUUUCCAUGGCUGCUUCUAUCACAAGACGGGUAGAAACACAGUCACUGCUUCAGGGCUCUAACCCAUGUGUCGUCUAUGGCUCCAUUCUACAUUUCCUAUAGCUUUGGUAUAUGCUAAGUUUGCUUUAAAUGGCUAAUUUUUGAAAGUCUCUGUCAGCAGUUGGCCAUCCUGCCUUUACAUGCGGUUCUUGUCAGUAUGAUUUGAGAGUGUAGCUCCAUUGUUAGACUUUCAUUGUCUGCUCAGUCUUAUACACACAUCUCCACUGUCAACAGGUGGGACAGCUGUCAGUGAAUCUUUAUGGACCUGAAAAGAAUUUCUUGUGAAGUUGAAUGCAAGUGUACUGUCAUUCACAGCGUUUCUAAAACACCAGGAACCUUCACUUUUGCUACCUUGAUAUAGCAUUUGGGUUAUCAUGUUACAACAUUGAAAUACAUCGAUUUAUUAAAAACUACUUUUAUAAGAAAUGUUUUAUAGUUCUUUCUGACCUCUAAGAGACAGUGCUGUUCUGUAUUUGCUCUGGGAAGGGUUUUUUUUGGUAAAAUCCAGGAAUCCCAUCUGCUCUGCAGGAACUCGGCCAGCCCCUUCCAUACCCUGUCCUCCUUGUAUUCACAGCUUCCCUUACUCAAACGGUAAUUACUUUUGUUUCUGGAGAGUGGCGGCAGAGUGGGCCGACUGGAAGGCUUUCCCAAUCCCCUUUCAGCAAUUAAGCAGGAGCCUGCUUGCUUAUGUUCCUUAUUUGCCAUCAACCUCUUCUGCUUGGUACUUCUAACCUGAACCUUUGCCUUUCACCUCCAUUGGCCUUUUGUACCUAGCGCAAUGUUUUCCUACCCUAAUUGAAACGUUUCCCCUCAAAUUAAAUAUUAUCAAGUAAAUUAAUAGUUUUUAGGCUCUACCAAGAUCAUAUUUGUCCACUCUGCCAAAUAAGAGUGAUAUACUGUAACUAAGCUGUUCUCACCUCAGGGAUACAAAAUAGGACUCUUACCUUAAUUUCCUAACAGACUCAGAUCUGCUAAAUAACUUAAAAGUCCUCUCUAUUUAAACAAACAAAGAAAUGCCAAUGAUAUUAGGGAACAGCUAUCAGUUUUUAAUUGUCCCUAAAUUUAACCUGUGUACUGGCCUUGCUCUAACUUUCUAGAAGUCUGUGCUAAGGAAGGUUAAUGACUUUCUAUACUUUCUAAAAGGUAAAUUAGUAGCAAACAGCUACUUAACAUUCUUACUGAUAGAAAACAACCUUUGUCACAGUGGCUGCACUUUAAAACUACCAGUGGCCCUGCUGCUCAGGCCAUAACCUGGGAGGAUUCUGUUCCCUCAGACACUUGCUCUGCUGAUGCCGCUAAAGGCAGCAUUAACUAAAUCUCUAUCAUUCUAAUAAAACUUGAGACUCAAAGGUUAGGGCAAAAACCUGCAAGCUCAGAUAGAGUAGCAACUGGCUUUCUCUCUCUGCUGGUGCCCUGGAAGCCCCUCUCCUUCCACACUGCCCCAACUAAAAAAAAACGUGUUCUGCUACUUCCUGUCAGCUAGUUGCUAACUCCGCCUCUCUGAGUCCAGGUUAAUUUUAUUUAAGUAAUGCAAAUGCAACACAUCUUUACAUAGUUAAACAAAUGCAGCACAAAAAAUGCAACACACCUUUGCCUAGUUAAACAAAUAUUCCACAACAGAGAACUGCUGAGCAUUCUCAACACACCUUGACUCAAUCAGCACAUCUGAGCAAUUUCCUUCCUGUCCAAACCAAAGUAACACUAAAGAAAUGGUAGAAGCCACCACUCUACUGGUUCAGGGACCUGUUUAUUUCCAAAGACCAGAUGAGCCUCAGCUUUGCAGCCCUGCCCUGGCUUAGAAGAAUUCAUAGUCCCACUUGAGAGUGACCCCCUCCCAUGCUGUUGAGGGCUGCCAUUUCAAAGCCUUUUCCACACUGGGGAGCACUCCCAGGUAUAGGAAGACUUGUCUUCUAUGGAAUCCCAGACUCACAGGCAGGCAGUGGAGUUAGUCUCAGGACAGCCUUCAUCUGCUUCUGACACCCUCACUGGAUCUCAGGCUACCCUUGGAACCUCUGUGAGUCAGAGGACUUGGAUACAGGUACCCAGAGUGCUAAGCCAGAUUCCUCAAAGCCUUGAAUGCAGAUUGCUUGACUGUCCCAAUACACGUGUAUUGUCAUACAUGUGUGAUGAGAAUAACAAAUGAAAGGCAGUUUCGAGGUGAAUGUUAGGAGCAGUUAGGAGCAUUGGCUACCCUUCCAGAGGACCUGGGUUCCUGUAACUCCAGUCCCAGGGAUCAGAAGUCCUCUUCUGCCUCUUUGACGUCACAUGGUACACAGACAUACAUGCAGGCAAAACACCUGGUGGGGGGCAGUGUAGGUGGCCUGCCCUUCUCCCUCAAAUAAGAGAUGGAAUUUUACAGUGGCAAAGCUGGAAUAUGGCCUGAGGAAGCAGAGCUGCCAGACUUGGCCAUAAUCAAGUGUAGAAAACAAACCUUCCUCGUCUGCCAGCAUCAGUGAACAGACACCACAGGAGUACCCUAGUAUGUAUGCAUUCAUACAUACAUACCUCUUAGACUGAAGAUAAUAAAUAGCAAAAUCAUUUUGUUUUACCUCUGAUGUGUUUGGGGCUGCCCUAGGACACUUAAUUAGUAGAGAGGCAAUUAGCCUGCAAUCACACAACAGCCUGGACAGGUGACCCAUUGGAGGACUUAGUCAUUGGUUCCCCUACAAAAUUCAGUAGAGGUAGAGACAGGAUUUCUCAAGUUAACCACAAAAUAAAACAAACCUGAGCACUUGGGAGAGAAUGGUCUAAAAACCCCAAGUCCACUGGCUAAGGCUGGGCAAUUUUAUCCAAAGGCCACCUCCAUCAAUUAGCAAUCCAUGUUUAUGUCAUUACUAAAGACGCAAACUGCUCAGACCUUCAUCCCCAGGGACCCUGCACAUAGCUCAUUUGCUAGCUGUUCAUUCUUACUGUCCCCUCUGACACUUCUAAUGUGGCAGGCAAAAAUGCCUUAGUGGGUGACACUUGGUGUAUUUCAAGAAGCAUCUCAGCCACACCCUGCCCUCUAAACCUUUGUGUUCGUUUCUGCUUCAGUCAUUUUUCCACUACAGAGCUUCCAGCCAGCUGGAUCUGAGCUGUCCAGUUUUGCCAGAUGCCACCUGCUGCUUCACACGCUUCUGAUCUUUCUGUCUUCCUCUCAGCCUUUUCUUGUCUUCAUUCUCAGUGACUACAUCCACACAGGUCAUUAUUCUACAGACACAAGUUUCACCAUCCAUCCCCAGUUAAUAACCACUGUCAUUGUCCCAGUCCCUCUCUGUCACUUCAACCCUGAACUGAAUGGUCUAAACCACUUCUGGUAUCUUUUGUUUCUUCAGGACAGGUUUUCUCUGUGUGGCCCUGGCUGACCUGGAACUCACUUUGUAGACAAGGCUGAUCUUGAACUCAAGAGAUUCACCUGCCUCUGCCUCCCAAGUGCUGGGAUUAAAGGCAUGAGCCAUGCCUGAUCACUUCUGGAAUCUUCAUUCCAAGCAUUUCUGACCAUUAACUUUAGGCUUACCCUGGUCCAUUGCACCACUAGAAGUCAUUGGCCUUUGCAAGAUCCCAAAGCCAUUAAACCUAGCACUAACAUCUCCCUUAACCCACCCAAACCUAUUUUUCCUUUCACUCAAACCAAAUCCAUGGCCAGCAACUAAGUCAUUUCCUCCUCAGAUCCCUCUGCCACUUCAGUGCCCCUUUAUUUAAAUUAUCUGGAUCACUAGCCCAACUGGGAUCUAGACUCUGCCAGAGUCCAGCUACCACUGUGUGUGCUGGGUUAGCCUUAUGUUUCUAUCCACAAAGCAGGGGCACUCAACACUGCACCAUGGCCUGCUCUUGGCCCCUUGGAAGUCAGCUUCCCAGUUGGAGGCCCCUCAUGCCUUCUCCCUCCUUGUGGCUCCAACAUGUUCCCUUCACAUAUCAAUUGAGACCCUCACUGAUGCCUCAGUAAAAAAAAUGUCAGGUUAAUUGGCCUCUCAUCUCUCAAUCUACAGACUCACUAAAUUUGUCUCCAGAGACACUGCUUCCAUGGGAGCUUCCAUGGGAGGUGCUCCCUACUUUGAUCAGAUGCUCCCACACACACACCUCACCAGGCUUUGUCUCUCCAUCACUCCCACUUCUCACCCCUCUUUCCUACCAGCAGGUGGCAUAGAGGAUUUCCUCUACAAUGUCCCCUUGAGUCCUGCUAUGACAAAGGGAAACCUCUCCAUCUCCACAACCAAAAUCUGCCAACUCUUAUCUAUGUCCCAGUCACUAUUUUGCAAAUCACCUUGAUUUUGAAUGAUGUAUACAAUAGAAUUUAGGGCUGGGCGUGUAGCUCCCAGGGUAGCAAGUGGCAGAGCAUUUACCUGAUACUUACAAAGCCAGGAGUUCAGCCCAGCGCUGUUUGAAAACUGGGGGGGGGGGGGGUUUGAUAUAAUUGUAUGAACCGUUUAAAGGAUAAUAAAAUGAGUAACACUCUGUACCUCCCACUCAGCUUAAAUAACAGGCCUGGAGAACAUGUCUAGGCCCCUCCCCCAUCACUACCUCUUCCUUCCACCAGAAGGGGAACCACCAUCUUAAAGUUCCUGUACAUUGUCCCUUUGGGUUUUUUUUUUAAUGAUUUUGUCACCUGCAUAUGCCUAUUUUUGAGCUUUGUAUAAAUGAAAUCAUAUAUAUCCCGUGGUUUUAAAAUUCUCUAUUUUUAUAAUUCAUGCAUAUUAAUAUGUAUGGUUCUAACUCAUUUCCACGGCUGUAUUGUUUUCUACUGUAUUAUACAAACACACCAUGAUCCUGUUUACUCUCCCUUUGAUGGAUGUUUGGACUGUUGCAGCUUUCUCACUCUGAUGAGCAAUACUUUGUAAACGCUGUAAGGCAUGUCUGCGGUUGUGAGGCUCUCUCUAGGAACUGCUAGGAAUGUAUGUGUUCAAACUUAUUGAUGUAGAAAAACAAUAUACUCUUAUUACACUUUUAUUAAAUAAAAUCCUGUUCAGCCCUC